UUAUUUCGUUGUUAAUUUCUCUUCUUUGGUUCCCCCAAUUAGUUCUUCUCUUUAACAAAUUGAAAGAAAAUAGAAAACAAAAACUCUUUGCAAACCCUAGUCUUUCACCGGCCCAAAAUGGACCGCUUCACUGUACCAAGCUUUGAAAAUGGCAUAAUCUCUUCUUAAAUCUGAAGAAGCUACUGAUAUUCUCAGCAUUUCUUAGGGGAAAGUUUAUCUUCUCUGCUUCAGUUUACUUGUAGGAUAAAAUAUCGGAGCAUCUAUCUCAAGAUCAAGCACUUUAGGUGUUCCAUUGAAGAUAUUGGCUCAUCCUAAUGACGCCAUUGGAAAAGUAUAUGGAUCUGAACAUUCUGGUCGUGUGCGUGGUUUAAGUGGUAAUGUUUUCCCCUCGACUACUUUGGAAUGCCUAAACAUUCAAUUGGUCAUGCGAAUCUUGGUGGUUCUAGUAAUAUAUCUCAUCAAUGUGUUGAAGACCUAGAGAAGCAUGUAGAAACCUUGGAAGAAAAGCUGACUGGAUAUGAAGAGAUGAAGGAAACACUUGAGGAUACCAAGGAACAACUUGUGGAGACUAAGGAACGGCUUGCGCAAAAUGAGAAUCACCUGGCAACUCUUCAUAGGUUUUUACAAGCUAAAUUUGGGUGUUUUUGUGACCGUCCGUUAGACCAAAUUCCCGCUUCUGUCUGGCUCUUCAUUCUUCUUGAGUUUCUAAGUCUGAUUGCAACAUACGGUUCUCCCAGUGUUUGAGUUCGAGGCGACGGGGCUCGAAC
Molecule: messenger RNA, 767 nt
Organism: Lycium ferocissimum
Lineage: Eukaryota; Viridiplantae; Streptophyta; Magnoliopsida; Solanales; Solanaceae
Exons: 3
Coding region: 403-744 (113 amino acids)
Source: RefSeq, a predicted model, not a curated record